AUGUCUAAGGCCGUUGGUAUUGAUUUAGGUACUACCUACUCCUGUGUUGCUCACUUCUCUAAUGACAGAGUUGACAUUAUUGCCAAUGAUCAAGGUAACAGAACUACUCCAUCUUUCGUCGCUUUCACCGAUACUGAAAGAUUAAUCGGUGAUGCCGCUAAGAAUCAAGCUGCUAUGAACCCAAUUAACACCGUCUUCGACGCUAAGCGUUUGAUCGGUAGAAACUUCAACGACCCUGAAGUUCAAGGUGAUAUGAAGCAUUUCCCAUUCAAGUUGGUCGAUGUCGAUGGUAAACCACAAAUUGAAGUCGAAUUCAAAGGUGAAACUAAAAAAUUCACCCCAGAACAAAUUUCUUCCAUGGUCUUAGGUAAGAUGAAGGAAACCGCCGAAUCUUACUUAGGUGCUAAGGUUAACGACGCUGUCGUCACUGUCCCAGCUUACUUCAACGAUUCUCAAAGACAAGCUACCAAGGAUGCUGGUACCAUUGCUGGUUUAAACGUUCUACGUAUCAUUAACGAACCUACUGCCGCUGCUAUCGCUUACGGUUUAGAUAAGAAGGGUCACGAAGAAAACGUUUUGAUUUUCGAUUUAGGUGGUGGUACUUUCGAUGUCUCCUUAUUAUCUAUUGAAGAUGGUAUCUUCGAAGUUAAGGCCACUGCUGGUGACACCCAUUUAGGUGGUGAAGAUUUCGAUAACAGAUUAGUUACUCACUUCAUCCAAGAAUUCAAGAGAAAGAACAAGAAGGACUUAAGCACCAACCAAAGAGCUUUAAGAAGAUUAAGAACCGCUUGUGAGAGAGCUAAGAGAACUUUAUCUUCUUCUGCUCAAACUUCUGUCGAAAUCGACUCUUUAUUCGAAGGUAUCGAUUUCUACACUUCCAUCACUAGAGCUAGAUUCGAAGAAUUAUGUGCCGAUUUAUUCAGAUCCACUAUCGACCCAGUCGAAAAAGUCUUAAGAGACGCCAAAUUAGACAAAUCUCAAGUUGAUGAAAUUGUCUUAGUCGGUGGUUCCACUAGAAUUCCAAAGGUUCAAAAGUUAGUCACUGACUACUUUAACGGUAAGGAACCAAACAGAUCCAUUAACCCAGAUGAAGCCGUCGCUUACGGUGCUGCUGUCCAAGCCGCUAUCUUAACUGGUGACGAAUCUUCCAAGACUCAAGAUUUAUUAUUAUUAGAUGUUGCUCCAUUAUCUUUAGGUAUUGAAACUGCUGGUGGUGUCAUGACCAAGUUAAUUCCAAGAAACUCUACUAUCCCAACCAAGAAGUCUGAAAUCUUCUCCACAUACGCCGACAACCAACCAGGUGUCUUAAUUCAAGUCUUUGAAGGUGAAAGAGCUAAGACUAAGGACAAUAACUUAUUAGGUAAGUUCGAAUUAUCUGGUAUUCCACCAGCUCCAAGAGGUGUUCCACAAAUCGAAGUCACUUUCGAUGUCGACUCUAACGGUAUCUUAAACGUUUCUGCUGUUGAAAAGGGUACUGGUAAAUCUAACAAGAUUACUAUCACCAACGACAAGGGUAGAUUAUCUAAGGAAGAUAUUGAAAGAAUGGUUGCUGAAGCUGAAAAAUUCAAGGAAGAAGAUGAAAAGGAAACUGAAAGAAUCGCUUCUAAGAAUCAAUUAGAAUCCAUUGCUUACUCCUUAAAGAGCUCCAUCUCUGAAGCUGGUGACAAAUUAGAAGAAGCUGACAAGGAAGCCGUCACUAAGAAGGCUGACGAAGUCAUUGCUUGGUUAGACAGCAACACUACUGCUACCAAGGAAGAAUUCGACGACCACUUAAAGGAAUUACAAGAAAUCGCUAACCCAAUCAUGACCAAAUUAUACCAAGCCGGUGGUGCUCCAGGUGCCGCUCCAGGUGGUUUCCCAGGUGGUGCUCCACCAGCUCCAGAAGCUGAUGGUCCAACCGUUGAAGAAGUUGACUAA
Kazachstania africana CBS 2517 is the source of this 1917-nucleotide messenger RNA. It is a transcript of the gene SSA2, whose product is annotated as Hsp70 family chaperone SSA2. The record is from RefSeq and is a predicted model, not a curated record. Gene Ontology annotation, molecular function: misfolded protein binding; ATP binding; ATP hydrolysis activity. The coding region runs from base 1 to 1917 and encodes 638 amino acids. Lineage: Eukaryota; Fungi; Ascomycota; Saccharomycetes; Saccharomycetales; Saccharomycetaceae. Gene Ontology annotation, cellular component: plasma membrane; cytoplasm; nucleus. Gene Ontology annotation, biological process: cellular response to unfolded protein; SRP-dependent cotranslational protein targeting to membrane, translocation; protein refolding. The transcript has a single exon.